AUGGAAAACUUUCGUUUUCAUUUUGAUAUUAUAAGUUUUCCAAGGAUUAGUGUGAUAAUUGUUUGUAUCACGAAGCAAUUCCUAUAUGUAGAACUAACAGAGAACAGUUUUAUACCAACGAAGACAGGUCUUCCUACCUCUGAAUGGAUCAAACGCCUCAGCGAUUAUGCCUCGGGAACUUUUUUGUUUGGGCUUGGUCAAAGACCAUCAACUGGUUCGCGCUGGGCCAAAGAAUUAACAACCAUAGACAACUGUCCUCGUCAUAAAUCUGUUGUCAAGAAAGAUCUAUUCGGUAAUGUUGUACAGUGUUCAUGUGAAUAUCAAAGAAAAGAUGUGCAAAAAACUUCAAGGAAAGGCUGCAAACAGUGCUCAAUGGGCAACCAAUGUGGCAACGAGAGGGGCGAAAUUUUGAUGUCAGUACUGACAACUUCUGAAUCUGUUGACAGUUUAAGGGAGAUGGCAGAGGGAUUGAUGUCAAGAUUCGAAAAUUCACAGAAAGAUCUACCCAAGUGCCUCUACACAGACCGUGAAUGCUGCAACCAAGACGGUCCAUCUAAGUUUAAGGUCCUGUUUUCCAAGUGGACAGAUUUAAAAAUCCGUCUCGAUAUAUGGCAUUUUAUGCGACGCCUUGCCCUUGGUUGCACUUCAGAGAGUCAUCCAUUAUAUGGCACCUUCAUGUCCCGGCUAUCCAGCGCCAUAUUUGAAUGGGACAAGACAGAUUUAGCUAAUCUUAAGGCUGCCAAAAAGAAGGAAAUAGAAGCCUCUGGUAUUCCAAAUCCGAGUGAGUCUGCUAUAAACAAGGCGAUAACUAAGGGAGAAUUAGAGAG
Messenger RNA from Lottia gigantea (owl limpet), 827 nucleotides. RefSeq lists its product as hypothetical. The annotation marks the transcript as partial. The record is from RefSeq and is a predicted model, not a curated record. NCBI's taxonomy places the organism in Eukaryota, Metazoa, Mollusca, Gastropoda, Lottiidae. The transcript has 4 exons.